AACCAAACGGCAACUGUAAUAGCGUUGUGUUCAAUGAGAGAUUUCAAUUUGUAUCAAGAAACAUGUCAGUUGGCAAUCAGAGAUGUUGGAGGACUUGAAGUGCUGAUUAAUUUACUUGAUACUGAAGAAAUCAAAUGUAAGAUUGGUUCAUUGAAAAUCCUGAAGGAAAUAAGCCAGAAUUCACAGAUCAGACGGACAAUUGCUGAUCUUGGAGGCUUACAAAUCAUGGUGAAGAUACUUGAUUCUCUUGAUAAAGAUUUGAAAUGUUUGGCAGCUGAAACAAUAGCUAAUGUGGCCAGAUUCAAACGAGCACGAAGAACAGUCAGGCAGCAUGGUGGAAUCAAGAAACUAGUUGGCCUGUUGGGCUGCAGAACGACGGGAUCAGCACAUCCCACGCCACUUCAGGGAAAAGAUAUUGAGGUAGCACGCUGUGGGGCUUUGGCGCUCUGGAGCUGUAGCAAAAGCGCCAGGAAUAAAGAGGCCAUACGCAAAGCUGGGGGCAUCCCCCUGCUGGCUCAGUUGCUGAAGUCUCCUCAUUCAAAUAUGUUAAUCCCUGUGGUGGGGACAUUGCAGGAGUGUGCCUCUGAGCCGAGCUACAGAAUUGCAAUAAAAAACGAGAAGAUGAUUGAAAACCUUGUGAAAAACCUGAACAGCGAUAAUGAGGAACUUCAAAUGCAUUGCGCUAGUGCCAUCUUUAAGUGUGCUGAAGAUCAGGAAACACGUGACCUCGUUAGACAGCAUGGCGGCCUGAAACCCCUUGCUGCUUUACUUGCGAAUUCUGAAAACAAAGAACUUCUUGCAGCAGUGACAGGAGCAAUCUGGAAGUGUGCUAUUAGCAAAGAAAAUGUGACCAAAUUCAGGGAGUACAAAGCAAUAGAAGCUUUGGUUGGCCUGCUGACAGACCAGCCAGAAGAAGUCCUUGUAAACGUUGUUGGAGCAUUAGGGGAAUGUUGUCAAGAACAAGCCAAUCGGACCAUCAUCCGGAGAUGUGGUGGCAUUCCAUCUCUGGUUGCUUUACUCACUGGAACCAAUCAGGCUCUUCUUGUCAAUGUUACCAAAGCAGUGGGAGCUUGUGCAACAGAACCUGAAAAUAUGGUAAUAAUUGAUCGCUUGGAUGGUGUUCGCUUGUUGUGGUCUUUGUUGAAAAAUCCUCAUCCAGAUGUUCAGGCAAGUGCAGCCUGGGCUAUCUGUCCUUGUAUUGAAAAUGCAAAGGAUGCUGGUGAAAUGGUCCGUUCAUUUGUCGGUGGUUUGGAGUUGAUAGUCAAUUUAUUAAAAUCAGAUAAUAAAGAAGUUCUAGCCAGUGUAUGCGCUGCUAUCACCAACAUAGCAAAAGAUGAAGAAAACUUAGCCGUUAUAACAGAUCAUGGCGUUGUUCCUUUGUUGUCGAAACUAGCAAACACAAAUAAUGACAAAUUAAGAUGUCAUUUGGCAGAUGCCAUUUCUCGCUGUUGUAUGUGGGGAAAUAACAGAGUUGCCUUUGGAGUCACCAAAGCUGUUGCCCCUUUAGUACGUUACCUGAAAUCAAGUGACCCAGCAGUUCAUCGAGCUACUGCACAAGCCCUCUAUCAGCUCUCGGAGGAUCCCAACAAUUGCAUCACUAUGCAUGAAAAUGGAGUGGUAAAGCUUCUGCUGGGCAUGGCAGGCUCUACAGAUGAAACGCUUCAGGAAGCAGCAGCCGGUUGCAUAGCAAACAUUCGCAGGUUGGCUCUAGCUACAGAGAAAGCAAAGUAUGGUUGA
Molecule: messenger RNA, 1737 nt
Organism: Gekko japonicus
Lineage: Eukaryota; Metazoa; Chordata; Lepidosauria; Squamata; Gekkonidae
Product: armadillo repeat-containing protein 4-like
Exons: 10
Coding region: 34-1737 (567 amino acids)
Molecular function (GO): protein binding
Source: RefSeq, a predicted model, not a curated record